AGACCAAUGGGUAGUGGGGGGCCGGCGCGACAGCGCGGGCGAAGACGCCGAGGCGAGCGCGGGCGGAGGGCGCGGACCGACCGGGAGCACCGGCCAUGGCUUCCAAAUGUCCCAAGUGUGACAAGACCGUGUACUUCGCCGAGAAGGUGAGCUCUCUUGGCAAGGACUGGCACAAGUUCUGUCUCAAGUGUGAGCGCUGUAACAAGACGCUGACACCUGGGGGCCAUGCUGAGCAUGAUGGGAAGCCCUUCUGCCACAAGCCCUGCUAUGCCACCCUGUUUGGACCCAAAGGCGUGAAUAUUGGAGGGGCUGGCUCCUACAUCUAUGAGAAGCCCUCAACUGAGUCCCCUCAGGUCACUGGCCCCAUUGAGGUCCCUGUGGUUCGAGCUGAGGAGCGGAAGGCCAGUGGACCCCCCAAAGGACCCAGCAAAGCCUCUAGUGUCACCACAUUCACUGGGGAGCCCAACAUGUGUCCUCGCUGCAACAAGAGGGUCUACUUUGCUGAGAAGGUGACAUCGCUAGGCAAGGACUGGCACCGGCCUUGUUUGCGCUGUGAACGCUGCUCCAAGACACUGACCCCAGGCGGACAUGCGGAGCAUGAUGGCCAGCCCUACUGCCACAAGCCUUGCUAUGGAAUACUCUUUGGACCCAAGGGAGUGAAUACCGGAGGCGUGGGAAGCUACAUCUAUGACAAGGACCCUGAAGGCACAGUUCAGCCUUAGACCUGCUGUCACUGCCCAAGGUUCUCUUACUUGGCUCUGAGGGAGAGUGACCCACUGCUCAGUCCUGCCUCAGUGUGUCUUGCCUGCAAAUCCAGGGCCAGAGAGGUGGCCUUGUGGACAGUCUCUACAGCAGGCCCAAAUCCAAGCUGGGUGUCACCUUCUCAGCAUGUCCUAUGUUACCGAUUGCCCAUUUUGUGUCUGCCUUCAUGCCCCUGUGUAUUCUGUAUUCCUGAGCCUUAGCAUUCUCCCUUCCUCCUCCCUCUCUUUUGUGUCCCCAUGAUUCUGGCGACUCUGAGGUAGCUGUCUUCUCUCCCUGUUGACAGUGCCUGCCCACCAGUACGAUUUGUGCUUUGCUGGUAAUGGCCACAUGCUCACGAGGUGGCAGCACCCUUGCCAGGCAGGAGCCCCCUGCUGAGUCUCACACUGCCCCCUAUUCACCCCUUAUAUGGUUCACAGCUGCCGAGACUUUUGCUAGCAAUAAAAGGUUUGAGAAAUGCCAA
This is a messenger RNA of Jaculus jaculus (lesser Egyptian jerboa), 1222 nucleotides long. It is a transcript of the gene Crip2, whose product is annotated as cysteine rich protein 2. The record is from RefSeq and is a predicted model, not a curated record. Lineage: Eukaryota; Metazoa; Chordata; Mammalia; Rodentia; Dipodidae. The transcript is spliced from 8 exons. Bases 96 to 722 code for a protein of 208 amino acids.